Molecule: messenger RNA, 6160 nt
Organism: Sipha flava (yellow sugarcane aphid)
Lineage: Eukaryota; Metazoa; Arthropoda; Insecta; Hemiptera; Aphididae
Gene: cac
Product: voltage-dependent calcium channel type A subunit alpha-1
Exons: 43
Coding region: 281-6160 (1959 amino acids)
Biological process (GO): calcium ion import across plasma membrane; chemical synaptic transmission
Cellular component (GO): voltage-gated calcium channel complex; membrane
Molecular function (GO): calcium ion binding; high voltage-gated calcium channel activity
Source: RefSeq, a predicted model, not a curated record
UUCCCCUCCCCCCUAUCUGUCUUUGCUGUCCGUCGGAUACGUUUCCCGACGGUUUUCGCUGUCGUCGUUCCGUUUCGCGUUUCCGUUACCGUCUGCUGCCCGACGUCCGUCCGAGACAUGCUCGCAGACCGCUGCGGCCCUCGCUCCUCGUCGUCGUCGCGGUCCGUCGCGUUUCAUCGCUCCGAGUGCGCGUGAACGUCGCGCGCCGCGUCCAAAUAGCGCGGGCAUGGAGACCGGUUGACACCGGAACGCACACGGUUCUGCUGCAGGUGGCGAAGUGAUGUUGGGUGGCGUAGUCGGUCGCCAUAUGAGCAUACGGCGCAGAGAAAGCUCUCCGUCCGUACCUCACCCGGGCGGUCCUGGAAGUCCGCGGUACAGGAGACGGAGACGAGCAGUCACUACUUCGGAUCACAAGACAUGCGCUCUCAUACAGACAAGGAUCAAACUGGGCGACAUCAUCAUGUUGGCGGCGGAGAAGGAAGUCGCGGCGGCCGCGGGACGUGACUGCAUCGGGUCGGCGGGCACAUCCGCCGGCAUGGGGAGACCACGGUCCCACCACCAUCACCACCAUCAUCACCAUCAGCAGGCGGACGCGCCCCCUGGGCCGUCGUCCCUGUUCCUGUUCAGCACCGACAACCCUGUCCGCCGGUACACCAGGUUCAUAAUCGAAUGGCCUCCGUUCGAAUAUGCGGUGCUGUUAACCAUCAUAGCCAACUGCGUGGUGUUGGCUCUGGAGGAACAUCUGCCCAGGGGAGACAAGACUGUACUUGCUAAGACUUUGGAGGCAACCGAACUCGUUUUCCUAGCAAUUUUUUGCGUCGAAGCGACUCUCAAAAUAUUAGCUUUAGGUUUUUUACUGCACAGCGGCUCAUAUCUUCGUAAUAUAUGGAACAUUAUGGACUUUUUUGUAGUUGUAACAGGGUCAAUGACUGAAUUCAUGGAGUCCAACAUGCUGGACAUGAGGAUGUUGAGGUCCUUUCGGGUGCUCAGGCCUUUGAAACUGGUUUCGAGAAUCCCAAGUUUGCAGGUCGUGCUGAAGUCCAUCAUCAAGGCCAUGGCUCCGCUGCUCCAGAUCGGCUUGUUGGUGCUGUUCGCCAUCAUCAUCUUCGCCAUCAUCGGGCUGGAGUUUUACUCCGGAGCGUUGCACAAGACUUGCUACAAGUUGGAUAAUCUCGAGGCAAUAGAAAUCGAGGGACAGAAUCCGGCGCCCUGCAAUUCAGAUUCGGACUCGAACGAAACCUCGAAGCCGUACAGCGCGUACUUCUGUGAUAGCAAUACGUCCACGUGCAUAGAGAACUGGAUAGGACCCAACUAUGGAAUCACGUCGUUCGAUAACAUCGGGUUGGCUAUGCUCACCGUUUUCCAAUGCAUCACUAUGGAAGGGUGGACUACCAUAUUGUAUUGGAUGAACGAUGCAUACGGCGUGCUAUUCAAUUGGAUAUAUUUUGUACCACUUAUUAUUCUAGGUUCAUUUUUUAUGCUCAAUUUAGUUCUCGGUGUGCUUAGCGGAGAAUUCGCUAAAGAAAGAGAAAAGGUUGAAAACCGGCAAACUUUUUUGAAGCUAAGGCGACAACAACAGCUAGAGCGUGAGCUCAACGGUUACGUAGACUGGAUAUGCAAGGCCGAGGAGGUGAUCCUGGCCGAAGAACGAACCACGGAUGAGGAGAGAAGACACAUAAUCGAAGCGAGAAGAAGAGCUGACAUAAAAAGAAAAAAACUGAAAACCUUGGGCAAAAGCAAAAGCACGGAAUCCGAGGAGGAGUGCGAGGAAGAAGAAGCCGAUGAAGUGCUUGGUAAAGGCAAGAAAGGUUUCCCGCGCACCCCGACGUUCAAGGACCGAAUGCGGAAAAAGGGCGUUUGCGCGUCCAUGUGGAGGGCCGAAAAACGAUUUAGGUUUUGGAUCAGACACAUGGUAAAAGCGCAAUGGUUCUAUUGGUUUGUCAUCGUGUUAGUGUUUUUUAACACGGUGUUCGUGGCUAUAGAACAUCACAAACAACCGGAAUACAUAACGAAUUUCGUCUUUUAUUCGGAAUACGUGUUCCUUAUGCUUUUCAUGGCCGAAAUGUUCAUCAAAAUGUACGCGCUCGGCAUACGGAUAUACUUCGAUUCCGCGUUCAACCGGUUCGAUUGCGUCGUCAUCAUGGGAUCCAUAUUCGAAGUCGUUUGGUCAGCCGUCAAAGGAGGUUCAUUCGGUCUGUCCGUGCUAAGAGCGCUGCGACUGUUGCGAAUAUUCAAAGUGACUAAGUAUUGGUCUUCGUUGAGGAACCUCGUGAUAUCGUUACUCAACUCCAUGAGAUCAAUCAUAUCGUUGCUAUUCCUGUUGUUUUUGUUCAUACUGAUAUUCGCGCUGCUCGGCAUGCAGCUGUUUGGUGGGCAGUUCAACUUCGAGGAGGGUACGCCAGCGACGAACUUCAACACGUUUCCGAUCGCUUUGCUGACGGUGUUCCAGAUCCUGACCGGCGAAGAUUGGAACGAAGUCAUGUACCAGGGCAUCAGAAGCCAAGCGCAAGCCCAAGGCGGAGGGAUGAUCUACGCUCUAUACUUCAUCAUCUUGGUGCUGUUCGGUAACUAUACGCUGUUGAACGUGUUCUUGGCCAUCGCUGUUGACAAUUUAGCGAACGCGCAGGAACUUACGGCCGCCGAGGAAGAACAAGAGGAAGAGGACAAAGAGAAGCAACAACAAGAACUCGAAAAAGAAAUGGAAGCGUUGCAAAUGAGUACCGACCCGUCAAAGAUGGAAAUGAUACCAACAUCGCCGUCGCAAAACUCCAGUGUUUCACUUAUCAGACAUCACCGCAAACAUCAUAUGGAUGAGCCGGACAGUAAGGUGGAGGAAGAAGAAGAAGACGAAGGUCCGAAGCCCAUGUUACCGUAUUCGUCGAUGUUUUUACUGACGCCUACUAACGGCAUCAGAAGAGCCGCUCAUUGGAUCGUAAAUCUGAGGUAUUUCGAUUUUUUCAUAAUGCUCAUCAUCAUAUUGAGCAGUGUGGCGUUAGCCGCCGAGGAUCCGAUCAACGACGAAUCAGAAUGGAACAACUGCCUGGACGUGGUCGACAACGUGUUCACCGUGAUUUUCGCCAUUGAAAUGAUACUGAAGAUAAUCGAUUUAGGGGUUAUUUUACAUCCCGGCUCGUACCUGCGAGAAUUCUGGAACAUAAUGGACGCGGUAGUUGUCAUUUGUGCGUUCGCAUCGUUCAUAUUCCAAAAAAGUGGCGGGUCCGUCGGUACGAAUUUGUCGACCAUCAAGUCGCUGCGAGUGCUAAGAGUGUUGCGACCACUCAAGACCAUAAAACGCGUGCCCAAGCUCAAAGCGGUAUUCGAUUGCGUCGUCAAUUCGUUGAAGAACGUAAUAAACAUAUUGAUAGUGUACAUAUUGUUCCAUUUCAUUUUCGCCGUCAUCGCCGUGCAACUGUUCCAUGGCAAGUUUUUCUUCUGUAACGACAGCAGCAAGUCGGUCAACAGUACAUGUCAGGGUUAUUAUUUCAAGUAUGAAGCUGGAGAUACGGAAGAUGUGAACUCUCAAAAGUUUAUGCCUACCGAGGAGCAAAGAGUGUGGGAUCAGCAAUCGUUUUACUAUGACAACGUGGCCGUGGCCAUGUUGACGUUGUUCGCGGUACAAACGGGCGAGGGAUGGCCCCAGGUGUUACAAAACUCAAUAGCGGCCACGGAAGAGGACCGUGGUCCCAUACCGAAUUAUCACAUCGAGAGAUCACUUUUCUACAUAAUUUAUUUCAUCGUUUUUCCGUUCUUCUUCGUAAACAUAUUCGUUGCGUUGAUCAUUAUUACGUUUCAAGAACAAGGCGAGGCCGAACUGCAAGACGGCGAAAUCGAUAAGAAUCAAAAAUCCUGCAUAGAUUUUACCAUACAAGCGAGACCGUUGGAGAGGUACAUGCCCAAAGACAGGAACAGCAUGAAGUACAAAAUAUGGCGCCUGGUGGUGUCCACGCCUUUUGAAUAUUUCAUCAUGAUACUGAUCGUUUUGAACACGCUGUUACUCAUGAUGAAGUUUUAUCAACAAAAAAAAUCCUACAAGAGUGCUCUACAUUACAUGAACAUGGUGUUUACUGGCAUGUUUACGAUUGAGUGCGUGCUCAAAAUUUUGGCGUUUGGAGUCAGGAAUUUUUUUAAAGAUCCGUGGAAUAUUUUCGACUUUAUCACGGUUAUCGGAAGUAUUGUGGACGCGCUGGUCAUCGAAUUCGGGGGACGCCUCGUAUAUGUGUACCGAACUGUGUUCGAGAAAGAUUUAGUCCAAAAAGAACCAAAACUGCUGUUCGGAGAAGUUGUGGAGGAAAACUUCAUAAACGUCGGAUUCCUCCGUCUGUUCCGGGCCGCGAGACUGAUAAAACUGCUGCGGCAAGGGUACACAAUACGGAUAUUGCUUUGGACAUUCGUCCAGUCGUUCAAAGCUCUGCCCUACGUAUGUCUGCUGAUCGGCAUGCUGUUCUUCAUCUACGCCAUCAUCGGCAUGCAGAUCUUCGGCAACAUCCAGCUGAACCCCGACACAGACAUCAACAGGCACAACAAUUUCCAAACGUUCGUCCAGGGCCUGAUGCUGUUGUUUCGGUGCGCCACGGGCGAAGCGUGGCCGUCGAUCAUGUUAUCGUGUAUUCACGGCAAAACGUGCGAGGCCGGAGCUAAGAAACCCGGACUGGAAUGCGGUUCGAACAUGGCCUACAUGUAUUUCGUGUCGUUCAUUUUCUUCUGUUCGUUUUUGAUGUUGAACUUGUUCGUGGCUGUCAUCAUGGACAACUUUGAUUACUUGACCAGAGAUUCAUCGAUAUUGGGGGCUCAUCAUUUAGACGAAUUCGUCCGGAUUUGGGCGGAGUACGACCCGAACGCCACGGGGAAGAUACACUACACGGAAAUGUACGAUAUGCUCAAAAACAUCGAUCCACCAUUGGGUUUCGGCAACAAGUGUCCCAACCGUUUGGCGUACAAAAAGCUCAUCCGGAUGAACAUGCCGAUUGAUCAGGACGGCAAAGUGCAGUUCACCACCACGUUGUUUGCCCUCAUCAGGGAAAACCUCAGUAUCAAAAUGCGAUGCGCCGAAGAAAUGGACCAGGCGGACGAGGAGUUGAGGGAGACCAUCAGGCACAUAUGGCCGUUGCAGGCCAGAAAGAUAUUGGACCUGCUCAUUCCGAAAAGCGACUGUCUGAACUCCGGCAAGCUGACGGUGGGCAAAAUAUACGCGGCUCUGUUGAUACUGGAGAGCUGGAAGGCCACGAGAUUCGGUCAAAUCAAAUCGUCCAAUCCGCAGGACAUUGCAGAACAUAGUUCCCCAGAGCCGCACUCGUCGUUCUUCACGUGCCUCAUGGAAGCCGCUGGUGCGACCAAUUGGAACGCGGAACGAGGGCAAGACGAAGACGAAAACAGCUGUUUGCUGACCAGAAACAACUCCAGGAGCAGGUCUAAAAAGCGAUAUAUAACGCAAUCCAAACGUUUGAGAAGGAGGCGUGGCGAUAUUUUAGAAAAGGUGAUGGAGCUGACGGACGUGGUGAUCUCGUCGCGGAGGCCGUCCGAGGAUUCCAACUCCGAUGGGCAACAAUCCCACAGCCAGGGCAUGCACUUACAUCCCGGUUACCGGCAACCGAGGUCGCGGUCACCCAGCAUACGGAGAGAACGUCGAUCUCCAUCGCCAAUCAGGAGAUACCAUCAUCAAUCUCACCACUUUCAUCAUAGUCAUCAUCCGCACGAGAUCGGUUUCAGCGACACCGUGUCCAACGUCGUCGAGAUCGUCAAACAAGAGCAUCGUCGACAGCCGAGAGGUUCGUGGUCGGCGUCCACGAGCCCGGUGCGCUCGCCCAGCCCGGACCGGUCGGAGAGCGGCCGCACGUACUACGGCACCACCAGCCUGGACCAGCGUUCGCGUUCCCCGUCGCCGGUGUCCACGACCGGCAGCGGCCGGCAUCACCACCAUCCGCAGCAGCACAACCACCUGCACCAUCACCAGCAGCACCACCAUCAGCAGCAGCAGCAGCAGCAGCAACAUCACGUAGGCGGCGGCGGCGGGGCGUCGGCUUCGUCGUCCGCCGCCGCCGGGCCAACAUCAUCGAGACAACUACAGCAGCAGCCGGCGGCGGCGCAACCGUCGUCGUCCGCGUCGCACCACCCAGUGGGUUCAACUGCACAAGUUCACGAUCAUAUACGGCCACCUGAGUAA